CUAUUCAGCUCUACGGUAUUACCAGUGGUGAUACAUUACCUAUACGAUGGGUCGAGCCGUUUCAUAUGUUUCCAGAAGAGGAAUCUAAUGAGCUUGAAGCUUGGAUCAGAGAAGAAGUUUUUAACGUGCAUUCACAAAUCAGACCACAUCUCAGGGGUGAUAAAUUUUCUAGAACAAGCGUUCCCUCUAGAAGAUUCCUUGCUUACUUGCAACGUGCUUAAUCUCAUCGAGCUUGUUGGUUUGGACAAUCCACUCUUCAUCUCCCACCAAAUGCAAAAGGCUGAGCCGGGAGGCCGGUCAUAUUCCACCAACGUUCUCAUCGCUUUUGACGAGUUCAAACAUUUCUGGAAAUCUAUAACGGUGGAAUUGUUCACAUCCAUCUCAAACCCUAAGUACAUGCACCAAGAGAUUUACUCGCUUGCUCUCGACAAACAAGUUUCUUUUAUUAUGCUCCCUUUCCACAAAAUAUGGUCACUCGACCAUACAACUGUGGUCUCAGACGACGUGAUGCGUAGGAACGUUAACAUCAAUGUCUUGAGUCAAGCGCCUUGCUCUGUGGGGGUCUUAGUCCAUCGCCAAAAGUUGGUAUCUGCGCAAAAGCGCGAACCCAUUUUUAAGGUACGCGCGCACAUAUAUUGAAGCUUUGGUUGUUUUCAAACGUCAGUUUUUGUGUUUAUGUUUUUUAGUUUGUAAGAGUCGGUCUUGGGCACAUCCUGAUAAAAAAAUAGUUUUGACCUCCACAUUUUUUUAAAAAAUAUUAUACUAGCCCCAAAUUAGAAAUAAUUUUUUAAUUAAAAUUAAUUUUAAAAUGUUUAUUGCUUCCAAAAUUUCAAGAUCCCGUGAAUUUGUUUUUUUUUUCUUUAAUUUAGAAUAUUUUUUUCUCAAAAAAGGCACAUCUUCAUUUCCCCUCUUAAAAGAGACAAACGUAGAUAUAAAAACAAAAUAAUAAGUGAACAUUUUUAUUUGUAAAAAAAACUAGACAUUUACACAAUCAUCUUGAAUUUGUCUAAAACCAGGUCUGCGCAAUUUUUGUGGGCGGGAAAGACGACAGAGAAGCCUUGGCAAUGGGGAAGCACAUGAUGAGGAACCAGAAAGUGAGACUAACCGUGUUGAAGCUAGUCCCAGGGACAGUGGUCGGUAUGACCACAGGGUGGGAUCAGAUGCUUGACACGGCAGAGCUUAAGGAGACAUUGAGGAACAGCAUUUCACCUUCGGAAGGAGAACAUAACUUUGUGGAAUAUUUGGAGGAGACAGUUGACGACGGUUCCGACACAUCAAGGAUCCUUCUCUCAAUCGCUAGUGCUUUUGAUUUAUUCGUGGUGGGUAGGAGCUCAGGAAUGGGGACCGAUGUAACGAGAGCAUUGAGUGAAUGGACGGAGUUCGAUGAGUUAGGUGUGAUCGGAGAUUUGUUGGUGUCAUCAGAUUUUCCCCAAAGAGGGUCGGUAUUGGUGGUGCAACAACAACAGAAUGUAGCUUGUAGAUAAUUGUAUUACAUUUAUAAGAAGAUACCAAAACAGAAAUACACUUCUCAUAUACAUGAUACAUGAUACAUUUAUAGCCACAAAAUUCCAAAAUUAAGCAAAAUUAAGUGACAAUUCGUCUCCGUUGCCUUGUGGCAAGUGCCAAAGCAAUUACCAUGACAAAGAGUGAAGCCUCUGUAGCGUUCGUCCUUAAUCUUCACGUGCAAUUCUAAAGAACGAUAAAAAUAGAAAACAAAACUAUUUUUUUUGUGGUUUAUCGAGAUUUUGGGUAUCAUGCUGGUAAAUAUCCAUUAUUAAGCAUCCAUAAUACUAGUGUUGAAACUUGAAACAUAGUGAAAAGUCACUAUUUUCCAAGAGUUUUAAAAGUGUAUUUUUCUCUUUUUUUUGGGUCAACGAAAAUGUCUAAAACACAUAAGUUUUAACUUUUAAUAAGAAUCUAUAAUAACUUUUAUUAUUAGCGGAUGCAAAUUUCUAUAUAUAAAAAAUAUAAACGAUGUAAAAGAAAACAUGGGAUGGAGAACAAUGUAGCUACAAAUAGCAUAGAAAACAAAAUAAACAUGGUGACUAAUUGUUAACUGAUACGUACCUAUUGUUUGCAGGUCAUUCAAGUUUAGUCAUUUUCCUAAGUCAAAAUUUAUUACAAACCCUUUUUUCUAGACUUCUUCUCCUCCCCAAUUGAACUACAAACCCUAAACCAUUCCACAAGAUUUUGAUCCUAAAGUUAAUCUUCGCCAAUUCUCAGUUUAUCUCCCUAAAAUGGAUCAACGUGUACACAUGGAUUACUUGGACGUUGCAUGGAGAGGCUACAAGGAAGAUAAGAACACGUCUCUAUUCUGCGAGACACAUCCUUUCACUUUAAACUCGCACGGUGUAUGGGAGAGAUUGGUUGACAAGUCACGAGGGUUGAGCUUCUGGGAAUAUCCGCUACCCAAUCUCGAGAUCAUAAUAUUGUCUACUUUUGUUCUUUGGCGUCUCUUCGAAUUCUCAUGCAACAAAAUGGGUCUUCGAGUACCUAGAUUCACUCAUAUGAUGAUUGCAGGGGUGAUAUUAGGUAAAACUUGUCACUUAAGCAGCACCUCUUGGCUCCAUAACAUAUAUUUCCCUGAUGAUAGCCGACCAAAGAUCGCCGAGACACUGGGGGCUUUCGGGUUCCUUUUAUAUUGGUUCCUGAAAGGUGUUACAAUGGAUGCUGGAACGGGAUUGACGAUGGGGAAAAAAGCUAGUGUGAUUGGGUUCACCACAAUGUUCGUACCCUUGGUAUGUGGGAACAUCAUGUUUAGAUUGAGAAAACGAAGAGGCCAUAUAACCUUGCUGACAACGGAAUACAGGUUGCUCAUGUUCUUGCAAAGCAUAUCCGCGUUCACAAGCAUUGACACACUCCUAAGAGACCUCAAGAUCAAACACUCGGAGUUUGGAAGGAUAGCACUUUCGGGUGCCAUGGUGACUGACAUGAUGGCUUUUAUUGCAACGUUUUUGAAUGCCAUGCACUGGGAAGGAUACGAAGGAUUGGUCCAAACUAUAUUUAGCUGCUUCUUUUUCGCAUGUAUGGUAUAUGUGGUGAGGCCAGCUAUGUACUGGGUGAUCAAGCAGACUCCAGAAGGGAGGCCGGUCAAGGAUAUUUACAUCUACUUGAUUUUGGCGCUCGCUUUUUUCUCUUUCAAAUACUUUGAGAUGGUUGGUCUAUUUGGACCUGCUGGGUCGUUUGUUCUUGGCUUGACUGUUCCCCACGGAUAUCCUUUAGGUUCAACUUUUGUUCAAAAGUUUGAGAGCUUUAAUCUUGGGGUUAUCUUUCCUCUAUUUGGAUCAUUAACCAUGAUGCAACUGGAUCUCUCAUGGUUAUUGAAAGAGUUUGUAAAUAUUGCACGGAUGGAGGGCCAGCUAUAUGAGGCUGUUUCCCUUAUUCUUUCUGUAAAUGUCACAAAAUUCAUUGCUUCAACCAUAGCUGCAUAUGCUUUUAAAAUGCCCUUAAGAGACUCCUUUGCUCUAGCCCUUGUAUAUGGUAAUAAGGGGGUCUUCGAGCUCUCCUACUUCACAUAUGCCGUUGAAAUAAAGAAAGUAACACCAGAAGUUUUCACAAUCAUAGCUACGUUCAUCUUCUUAAACUCUAUCUUCAUACCAAUGGCCUUGGAGCUCGUCCAUGACCCAACCAAAAGAUUCAAAUGCUACCAAAAAAGGAAUAUGGUAAUCUUGAAAGACGGCGGAGAGCUCCAGUCUCUUGUGUGCAUCUACAAACCUGAUCACAUAACUUCUAUGAUCAGCCUUUCAGGAGCUUUCAACCCAUCAGAAUAUUCUCCAAUGGCGUGCAAUGUACUCCACCUCAUUGAACUUAUGGGUCAGGCCAGUCCUAUGUUCAUUUCCCACCAGUUGCAACAACCAGAGCCCGGAAGUAUUUCUUGUUCCGACAGUGUCAUAAGUUCAUUCCGUAGCUUCCACAAACAAUUCUUUGAAUAUAUAUCAUUGGAUAUUUUCACUUCAGUCUCUAUGUCCAAACACAUGCAUGAGGAUAUUUGUUGGCUAGCCCUAUCCAGAAGCCUAUAUCUGAUUCUGCUUCCUUUCCACCGUACCUGGUCUGUUGAUCGCUCCACAGUUAUCUCUAACGAUGAUAAGCUGAGAAUGAUCAACAUUAACGUCUUGAGACGAGCCCCGUGCUCUGUUGGAGUCUUUAUCUAUCGCAAACCCAUCGUGGAACAUCAUAUGGCUGAGUAUGACAGCAAGAUAUGUUUAAUUUUUAACGAUGGAAAGGACGAUAGAGAGGCUUUGGCGGUAACUAAUCGAAUGAGACUGACAGAGAAGCGGAUAAGCCUCACUAUCAUAAGAUUCAUUCCAAAAAUUUCUGAAAUAGAGAACCAGUACUUGGGGGAGAAUUUCCAAAUGGUUAGCCUGAAGGAGACCGUGACUAACAUCAUUGGGUUCGACGUCAAGGAAAAUGAUGACUAUGUGACAUAUAUCGAUACAACGGUUUCCGAUGGAUCUGAGACCUCCAAAAUCUUGCGAUCCAUGGCCAAUGAUUAUGACUUGUUUGUAGUUGGGAGAAGCAGCGGAGUAGGUACUGAGGUUACAAACGGAAUUAGCGAGUGGGCAGAGUUUGAUGAAUUGGGACCCAUUGGAGAUUUAUUAGCAUCACAUGAGUUUCCUUCUAGAGCGUCAGUGCUGGUUGUACAAAAACAAGAAUACAUUCAUAGUGCCAAAAGCAAAAGAGGGUUAUCUAAGUCAUGAUGCAUGUGAGCUAUGUUCACUGCUCAGCUCCUGUGCUUGUCAUAAAAAUAGUUUAGGAUGUACAAAAUGUGUGAAGUUAUAUGGAUUCGAUUUUCUUCUGAAUUUGAUAACUUAAAGAUUUUGAUCGCUUCUUAGAUUUUGAUCGCUUCUUAGAUUAUCAAAAUUAGACUACUUUUACUUUAUAGAAGGUGUCCGACGAUUCAAUUCAAACCAAGAACCGCCAACCAUCUUCAUAUUAUAUUUGUUUUUACAUCAAAAAAAACAUUCUAUCAAAUUUAAUUAGAACAACGAAUAAUAUUGUGCGUCAAAAAAAAAAAAAA
Brassica rapa (field mustard) is the source of this 5017-nucleotide messenger RNA. Its product is annotated as cation/H(+) antiporter 6A-like. NCBI's taxonomy places the organism in Eukaryota, Viridiplantae, Streptophyta, Magnoliopsida, Brassicales, Brassicaceae. Gene Ontology annotation, cellular component: membrane; endomembrane system. The record is from RefSeq and is a predicted model, not a curated record. Gene Ontology annotation, molecular function: antiporter activity. Gene Ontology annotation, biological process: regulation of pH; proton transmembrane transport.